This is a messenger RNA of Vicia faba (fava bean), 1542 nucleotides long. The record is from the annotation of a GenBank genome assembly. Lineage: Eukaryota; Viridiplantae; Streptophyta; Magnoliopsida; Fabales; Fabaceae.
AUGGAAUAUUAUAGUGUUGUGGGUUUGGUAUUAGUCCUUUUGGUAUGGAUGAUGAGACUUAGAAGAGUGAAACUUGGUCAUCAUCAGCUACCACCUGGACCAAGAUGUUGGCCACUGGUUGGCAACAUUUUCCAGCUAGGUUUGUCAUUGUCGCCGCACGAGGCCUUUGCAAUACUUGCUCGCAAACAUGGUCCUGUCAUGACUCUUUGGCUAGGUUCAAUGUGCACUGUCGUAAUCUCCUCCAGCGACGUAGCACGUGAUAUGUUUAAAAACAAUGAUGUUGCUCUUGCUGGAAGGAAGAUUUAUGAGUCCAUGAAAGGGAAUCAUGACUACGGUAGUGAAGGUUCGCUCAUAACUUCUCAAUACAAUGAGCACUGGCGCAUGCUGAGACGCUUGAGCACCACCGAGUUCUUUGUGACUAGUCGCUUAGACACUAUGCGAGGUGUACGUGCAAAAUGCAUAGACCGCAUGGUGAACUUGAUAAAUGAAGCUUCUGGUGAUAGCGAGUCUGGCGUUGAUGUUGGAAAAAUCUUUUUCUUGAUGGCUUUUAACCUCAUUGGGAACCUUAUUUUUUCAAAGGAUUUGUUAGACCCUGAAAUGGAGAGAGGAGGUAGAUUCUAUUACCAUGCUGUUAAGGUUAUGGAAUAUGCUGGGAAACCCAACGUUGCAGAUUUCUUUCCUAUAUUGAAGUGCCUUGACCCUCAAGGUAUAAGGAGAAACACACAGUUCCAUGUUGAAAGAGCCUUUGAGAUAGCAGGAUCAUUCAUCAAACAAAGGAUGGAAAAUGACACUGCAGACAGUGAAGAGACCAAAGAUUUCCUAGAUGUGCUCUUGCAGUUUCAUGGCGAUGGUGUUAGUGGCCCCUACAAUUUUACUUCAAGAACCAUAAACGUUGUUGUCUUUGAAAUGUUCACUGCAGGGACAGAUACCACAACAAGCACACUAGAAUGGGCUAUGGCAGAACUUCUGAACAAUCCAAGAACACUAAAGAAAGUGCAAAUGGAAAUAAGGAGCAAAAUAGGCCAAGGUAGGAAAUUUGAAGAAAAUGAUAUUGAGAAUCUUCCCUACCUUAAAGCAGUUAUCAAGGAGACAUUGAGACUUCACCCACCUCUUCCUUUUUUGGUUCCUCACAUGGCCAUGGACUCUUGCAAAAUUGGAGACUACUACAUUCCCAAAGAGACACAAGUUUUAGUGAAUGUUUGGGCAAUUGGGAGGGAUCCAAAAAUGUGGGAUGCUUCCUUAUUGUUCUGGCCAGAAAGGUUUAUGGAGCCAAAUGUGGCUGAUUACAAGGGACAUCAUUUUGAGUUUAUACCUUUUGGUUCCGGUCGUAGAAUGUGUCCGGCAUUGCCACUUGCUUCGCGUAUACUUCCACUGGCCUUAGGCUCCCUCCUCAACUCCUUUGAUUGGAUUUUGCCUGAUAAUCUUAAGCCUGAGGAGAUGGACAUGAAAGAGGGAAUGGGGAUAACAUUGAGAAAAGCUGUUCCUUUGAAAGCCAUACCUGUGCCUUACAAAGGAACUCCUGUUGCAGUAGCAGGGAAAUAA